UAUGGCAGGUGCAGAUGACCUGAGGAGUCCAGCACGAAAAAAAAUGAAGGCCCCCCCGCCUCAGUGGGAAGCCAAAAACUCUAUCCGAGUUACUGGUCUCCCAUCUCCCCUCAUGGAGAGAUCUGUAAUUGCCUUUUUCGAGAGACUAAGGAUCAGGAACAAAAUAGAGCCUGGGCUGAAAACAUCUAUUGUAAAAUGUAUUGACUUCCCAAGAGAAGAUUACAUCUUUAUCGAAUUCUCAAAUGCUGAUAUUGCUCACCGAGUUGCAUCUUUGAAGGGCGUGACUUAUAAUCGCAAUGCAAUUGAAAUGGAAUCGCCACUACAUCUUGACGAGACUGUUAUCAACGAAACAAUGGCGAUUUCAUUCAAUGCCAAGUCCAUUAUCGCCUCUACUCCUGUGAGAAUGGUUUCUAAUGCUAAGCGACGCAUACCGCUAAUGAAGGACUCGAAUAACAACAAGGACCCUGAUGCACCUGUUCAAGAGGAUGACGCUGCUGAGCAGUUGCUUAAUCUUUCCAUAGAUGAAGCAGGUGCAGGGCAGGACACUGAUGCAUCUGUUCAAGAGGAUCACGCUACUGAGCAGUUGUUACAUCUUUCCACAAAUGAAGCAGGUGCAGGGAACACCAAUGAAGUUGUGGAGACUACUGUGAAUGAAAGUUUUACCGAUUAUUCCCUCAUGGUAACUGUGACGGGAUUACCUGAAACAUUUGUUGAAGACGCCUUAGAAAUGGUUCUGCAAGCUUACCUGAUAAAAAAUGGCUCCAUAAAAGAGAAGGGUAAAAUUUUUAGCAAAGUUAUCAAAUCAAACCCUGUAGUAAUUCAGUUUGUCAAUGAAGCAAUAGCCAAGGCAGCCUGUGAGUUGAAGAAGAUACAUUUUCUGGCGGAUGAAGUAGAAUUAAAGGCAGCUGAACCACCCCAGAAAAAAAUAGUGAAAGUAAUUGCAUCUGGCUUUACUAGCACAGAUACCAGUAUGGAGAUGAUGCUUGACAGAACACUAAAGGCACAUCUCAUUAAAAAUAGCACUAUUAAUGAAGGUGAUGAAAUCAUAAAAAUGGUUCAUUAUGGUGAUGAUAAAACAUCUCUCAUUAUUGAGUUCUUAGAUGAUCAGGUUGCCAAAGCUGCCAGUCAUCUGAAAUCUUUCUUUUUCAUGGCAGAUGAGAUUUCAUUGAAGCUGGAUGAACCUCCCAGAGCCCAUGAGGUGUUUGCAUUUAAUGUCACUACCAUGGAUGAGGGGCUCUUCAAGAUGAUUAUUGAUGCAUACGCAACAAAGCAUGGCAUAGUUAGAAAGCCAAAUGAGGAAAUAAUCAAAAAGAUUCACCCCAAAGUGGGCUCAUCAAUAAAACUUGAGGUGGCAAAUGAAUAUUUUUCUUCAUUCUUGUGCAAUACAGUACGAACAGUUAAUUAUCUAGCAGAUGUGGUGGAACUUAAGCAAGACGAAUCUCAACUUGAUGCCAGCUUUGGUGUUCAUGGCACUGUUGAGUGCAUGCAGGACAGCUCUAUUUCCACCAGACCAAGUACGAGCCUGGAUGGGGAUUGGGCCACUCAGUGCUUCCUUCAGGAGUGCUGUCAUUACAAAAUGAAUGAUAAGUCCCGAGGCAAAUUUUUGGGUACCUCUACUGCCUUUGCCAGUAUUGUAGAAACCAUGAAAGAGAAGUACAACAUCCAGGUGGACACAACCGAUUGCAAGAAAAGAAAGAAAAGUCUUGAUGAGCAGCAUAGGAGAGGACCUCACGAUACCUGGGGACCGUACAUGUCCUUCCUGAGAAACGAAAGUACUGAUUGUCCAGAACUUUUUGACAUCCCUCAUAAGAACCCUUCAUUACCCUGGUAG
This is a messenger RNA of Thrips palmi, 1831 nucleotides long. RefSeq lists its product as uncharacterized. NCBI's taxonomy places the organism in Eukaryota, Metazoa, Arthropoda, Insecta, Thysanoptera, Thripidae. The transcript has 13 exons. The record is from RefSeq and is a predicted model, not a curated record. The coding region runs from base 2 to 1831 and encodes 609 amino acids.